GAUAUGGAACGCCAUGGUAGAAGGAUAAAACAACUCGAAAAAUAUGAGCAGAAAAUGAAAGAAGAGCGACAAAAGAGAAUUCGUGAGAGGCAGAAGGAAUUUUUCAGUGAGAUAGGAGUUCACAAGGAAAGGCUGGAUGAUGUGUUUAAAAUUAGGAGAGAACAAUGGAAGGCUUCAAUAGAAAUUUAAAGGAGUUCCAUAAAAGAAAGGAGCGUAUACAUCGGGAGAAGAUUGACAGAAUUCAGCGUGAGAAGAUUAACUUGCUCAAAAUCAAUGAUGUGGAGGGUUAUUUGCGAAUGGUUCAGGAUGCUAAAUCAGAUCGUGUUAAACAACUACUGAAAGAAACUGAGAAAUAUCUUCAGAAACUUGGAUCCAAGUUACAGGAUGCAAAGGCUAUCGGAGGUCGUUUUGGGAAUGAUAUGGAUGAGAUGAGAAUUGCAAGUGUUUUUGAAAAUGAUACUACUGUUGAGAAUGAAGAUGAGGCAAAGCAUUAUUUGGAAAGCAAUGAAAAGUACUACCUGAUGGCUCAUAGCAUAAAAGAAAACAUCAAUGAGCAACAAACUCUUCUUAAGGGUGGAAAAUUACGAGAGUACCAGAUGAAUGGCCUUAGAUGGCUGGUUUCACUAUACAAUAAUCAUCUUAAUGGCCUUGGGAAGACUGUUCAGGUUAUUUCUCUUAUUUGUUACCUAAUGGAAACCAAAAAUAAUAGAGGACCAUUUUUAGUGGUUGUACCAUCUUCUGUUUUGCCUGGAUGGGUGUCGGAAAUCAAUUUCUGGGCACCUGACUUACACAAAAUUGUAUAUUCUGGUACCCCGGAGGAGAGACGUAGAUUAUUCAAGGAGAUGAUUGUACAUCAGAAAUUUAACAUUCUCCUGACAACAUAUGAGUAUCUAAUGAACAAGCAUGAUAGACCAAAACUUAGCAAAAUUCACUGGCACUAUAUUAUAAUUGAUGAAGGUCAUCGGAUAAAAAAUGCUUCUUGCAAGUUGAAUGCAGAAUUAGAGCACUAUCAGAGCUCUCAUAGAUUGCUGUUAACUGGAACACCAUUACAGAACAAUCUCGAGGAGUUGUGGGCACUACUGAAUUUCUUAUUGCCUAAUAUAUUUAAUUCAUCAGAAGAUUUUUCACAGUGGUUCAAUAAACCAUUUGAGAGUAAUGGAGAUAAUUCUGCUGAUGAAGCCUUACUAUCCGAGGAGGAAAAUUUGUUGAUCAUAAACCGUCUUCAUCAAGUUCUUCGACCCUUUGUACUUCGAAGGCUGAAGCAUAAGGUUGAAAAUGAACUUCCUGAGAAGAUCGAAAGACUUGUAAGAUGCGAGGCUUCUGCUUAUCAAAAACUUUUGACGAAGAGGGUUGAAGAAAAUCUUGGUGCAAUAGGAAAUUCAAAGGCUCGAUCGGUGCACAACUCUGUUAUGGAGCUUCGUAAUAUAUGCAAUCACCCAUACCUGAGCCAGCUUCACGUGGAGGAGGUUGAUAGUUUAAUACCACAACAUUAUUUGCCCCCAAUUAUUAGGUUUUGUGGCAAGCUUGAGAUGUUGGAUCGAUUACUCCCUAAGUUGAAGGCAACUGAUCAUCGGAUUAUUUUCUUUUCCACGAUGACUAGGCUACUUGAUGUGAUGGAAGACUACCUCACCUUUAAACAGUAUCGCUAUCUUCGGUUGGAUGGCCAGACAUCUGGGGGUGAUCGUGGUGCGCUUAUUGAUAAGUUUAAUCAAAAAGGUUCUCCCUUCUUCAUAUUUUUUCUUAGGUAAUAUUU
Molecule: messenger RNA, 1753 nt
Organism: Hibiscus syriacus
Lineage: Eukaryota; Viridiplantae; Streptophyta; Magnoliopsida; Malvales; Malvaceae
Product: chromatin structure-remodeling complex protein SYD-like
Exons: 15
Coding region: 165-1748 (527 amino acids)
Biological process (GO): positive regulation of transcription by RNA polymerase II
Cellular component (GO): nucleus
Molecular function (GO): ATP binding; ATP-dependent chromatin remodeler activity; DNA binding
Source: RefSeq, a predicted model, not a curated record